Notechis scutatus (mainland tiger snake) is the source of this 2713-nucleotide messenger RNA. RefSeq names its product lymphoid enhancer binding factor 1 (gene LEF1). Gene Ontology annotation, biological process: canonical Wnt signaling pathway; regulation of transcription by RNA polymerase II. Gene Ontology annotation, molecular function: RNA polymerase II cis-regulatory region sequence-specific DNA binding; DNA-binding transcription factor activity, RNA polymerase II-specific. Gene Ontology annotation, cellular component: chromatin; beta-catenin-TCF complex. Lineage: Eukaryota; Metazoa; Chordata; Lepidosauria; Squamata; Elapidae. The record is from RefSeq and is a predicted model, not a curated record.
UCCAAAGCCUUUUAACUCCCCUCGUUCUCCUUCUUCCUCCUGCUCUUCCUCUCUCUUCCUGCCCUCCCUUCUCCUCUUCCCCCGUCCUUCCUUCCUGCCUUGAUUCCCGGGGUGGAAAAAGCCACUAUGCCUCAGCUCUCGGGAGGCGGCGGCGAUCCGGAGCUUUGUGCCACCGACGAGAUGAUCCCCUUCAAAGACGAAGGUGACCCCCAGAAGGAAACCAUCUUCGCCGAGAUCAGCCACCCGGAGGAAGAAGGGGAUUUGGCUGACAUCAAGUCUUCGCUGGUCAACGAGUCGGAAACGAUCCCCAGCAGCAACGGGCAUGAGGUGUCUAGGCAAGGCCAGUCUCAGGAAGCUUAUGAAAAAGGCAGAGAACAUCCAGAAGAAGGAAAACACACAGAUGGUGUUCUGUACAAUAAAGGACCUUCUUAUUCUGGGUAUUCUGGGUAUAUCAUGAUGCCAAAUAUGAAUAAUGAUCCGUAUAUGUCUAAUGGAUCUCUUUCGCCACCAAUUCCUAGAACAUCCAACAAAGUCCCUGUGGUGCAACCUUCCCAUGCAGUCCACCCUCUCACGCCACUCAUCACCUACAGCGAUGAACACUUUUCUCCAGGGACACACCCUUCACAUCUCCCCUCAGAUGUCAGCACAAAACAAGGCAUGAAUCGGCAUCCUUCAGGUCCUGAUAUUUCCACCUUUUAUCCCUUAUCUCCUGGCAGUGUUGGGCAGAUAACCCCACCACUUGGCUGGCAAGGUCAGCCUGUAUAUCCCAUCUCAGGUGGAUUCAGGCAUCCCUACCCAUCCUCACUUUCAGUCGACACUUCCAUGUCAAGGUUUUCCCAUCAUAUGAUCCCAGGUCCUCCAGGACCCCACACAACUGGAAUCCCUCACCCUGCAAUUGUAACACCUCAAGUCAAACAAGAACAUCCACACACAGACAGUGACUUAAUGCACGUGAAGCCUCAGCAUGAACAGAGGAAAGAACAAGAGCCCAAAAGACCUCACAUUAAAAAACCCCUGAAUGCUUUCAUGUUAUACAUGAAAGAGAUGAGAGCGAAUGUCGUAGCAGAAUGUACUUUGAAAGAAAGCGCGGCCAUCAACCAGAUUCUCGGCAGAAGGUGGCAUGCCUUGUCGCGUGAAGAACAAGCAAAAUAUUAUGAACUCGCUCGGAAAGAAAGGCAGCUACACAUGCAACUUUAUCCUGGCUGGUCAGCAAGAGACAACUAUGGAAAGAAGAAAAAGAGGAAGAGAGAGAAGCUACAGGAGUCAACAUCAGGUACCGCCCCACGAAUGACAGCUGCCUACAUCUGAAGCAUGGUGGGAAGCGACACACGUUCUCAACCUGCAAGAUGAAGGCAGCGACAUCAGGGCCUCUUCUUGAAAUGGAAGCUUGUUAAAAUCUCCAUGGAUGUCCUUCAUGUAAACAGGCAUAUAAGGAGUAUGUCUAAGGGUGUCAAGUUUUACCCUGGUGUCCCUGCUAAAGACAUUGAACCAUAAAGACAAUCACUGCCACGUCCCUUCACCCUCACAGAAUUCCGAGCCCAACUCAAAAAUGAAGAGCCAAGAGUAGCAUUUCAGAUCUUCCCUUUUUAUCUCCACUCCGCCUUACACGCCUCCAUUUGUAUCUUCUAUGUUGUCAGUGAUGAGUCAGCAACAAAAUAGUUCAGCUGUAUUCGUUUUGCUUUAGUCAAAAGAAUGCUAGAAAGCAGCAGCAGCAGUGUUGGCUUCCAUCUUGGCCGUUCAUAUCGAAGGAACCAAAACGUAAUUUCUUGAGGAAGACAUUAUCCGGUUUAUUUAAUGGUGCAAGAGGAUGAAUCUUGGUUUUCAGAUUCUAAAAAUAUAAACUUGAAUGCUUCUAUAUUUUAGUUAUUGCCUUGGUGUACAUUUUUAUUGACUUUUGAGGUUUUUAAAGAAGCAUUGAAAUAUCCCCGCCCUGACAUUUUCUUUUUUCUAAUAAAUAAAAGGUUUUUAAAUAAUAGUAGAUUUCUUUUUCCUGUUGGAGAAGAACAAAGCAUUUGGAGGAUAAAGUCUUUUUGUUUUGAAUUAACUAUUUGUAACAGAUGAAAUCAUUGUAUAUGUACACGAAACAUGUGAUCCACUUCAUCUCUUUAUAUGUGUAAAAGGAACAUACCUUAUCGGAUCUGAUUUCAGUAAAAACUCCUCUCAUAUCUGAAUUUCCUUGGGUUUUUUUUUAAAGCCCAGCACUUGGAUUAUUAUUACUUCGAAUGUUCUGUAUUUGUAUCUGUUUCUGUUAGCCUGUUUAGUGGGAUUUUAUGCCAGUUGUUGAAAUGAACAUUGAUGUACCCAAGUUUUUUUUUUUAGUUUAAGGCCUAGCCUUUGCCAAAAAAAAAAGGACAACCAAUAUAUAUUUUGUCAUUCCAAUUUGAGUUAAUGUGCUGAGCAUUUUUGUUGUUUUCAUGUUUUUUUAAAAAUAAAGCUUUGUAAUAAAACUACAAAAUACGUAUUUUGGGGGCUUGGUUAAAGUUAAGUUUGGUUCACCUUGUUUCAUGUGGCAGCUUCAGUGGAACCAGAUGAAGAUAAUUUGGUGGUGCGUCUACUCUUUGAAAAUAUGUAUAUCCACAUAGCAGGAAAAAAAAAACACAAUCCAAAGUUUUUAUAGAUGAAAAUUAUCCUGUUCCUCAACUGAAAGGAGCCCCCAUGUCUGCUUAUAUGAGAAACAGAUACACCUAAGGAAAAAAUGAUGGAAAAUUUAGAG